This is a messenger RNA of Melitaea cinxia (Glanville fritillary), 2805 nucleotides long. It is a transcript of the gene Hira, whose product is annotated as protein HIRA homolog. Gene Ontology annotation, molecular function: nucleosome binding; protein binding. The transcript has 20 exons. The record is from RefSeq and is a predicted model, not a curated record. Lineage: Eukaryota; Metazoa; Arthropoda; Insecta; Lepidoptera; Nymphalidae. Bases 73 to 2709 code for a protein of 878 amino acids. Gene Ontology annotation, biological process: regulation of DNA-templated transcription; DNA-templated transcription; chromatin remodeling. Gene Ontology annotation, cellular component: nucleus; HIR complex.
AAUUAUAAAAUUCAGGUGAAAAUAAACAAAUUAGUUGUUAUUUUCGGUAAAUUUAUCUUCAAUUAUUUAUAAAUGAAGCUUUAUAAACCCAGUUGGGUCAAUCAUGAUGAGAAGCCAAUAUUUUCUGUGGAUAUACAUCCAACAGGCAAGCGGUUUGCGACCGGAGGGCAAGGAGAAGACUCAGGAAGAGUCGUGGUCUGGAACUUAAACCCAGUUUUGUUUAAAGAAGCCGAAGAUGACCCAAAUGUGCCUAAAAUGUUAUGUCAAAUGGAUAACCACUUAGCGUGUGUAAAUUGUGUACGAUGGAGUAACAGCGGUCAGUACUUGGCAUCUUGCGGUGAUGACAGUUUGGUGAUGGUAUGGGGUUUGAGUAUGGCUGCAGGGACUAUUGGAAAACACAAGGCUGAAACUUGGAGGUGUUUGAAAACGCUAAGGGGACAUGCUGGUGAUGUCCUGGAUUUGGCGUGGUCACCGCUAGACAAGUGGCUGGCAAGUUGCAGCGUUGACAAUACAAUCAUUAUUUGGAAUGCCGAGAAGUUCCCUGAAAUGGUGUGCGUGUUAAAUGGUCAUACUGGUUUAGUGAAGGGUGUUGCUUGGGACCCAGUGGGAAAAUACUUAGCAUCCCAAUCGGAUGAUAAAUCUCUAAGAGUUUGGAAAACAGCUGAUUGGGCGUCUCAGACUGUCAUUACUGAAUCUUUUGAAGAGUGUGGAGGCACGACGCACGUGCUGCGCCUGUCGUGGUCUCCAGAUGGGCAGUACGUGCUGUCCGCGCACGCCAUGAAUGGUGGCGGGCCAACCGCGCAGGUAGUGGAGCGCGACAGCUGGCGCUGCGACAAGGACUUCGUGGGCCACCGCAAGGCCGUCACCUGCACUCGCUUCAACAGCAACAUCUUCGUGAAGAAGGGCAAGAAGUGCUGCUGCGCGGCGGUGGGCUCGCGCGACCGCUCGCUGUCCAUCUGGCUCACAUCGCUCAAGCGCCCGCUGGUCGUCGUGCACGAGCUCUUCAGCGACAGCGUGCUCGAUAUCUCCUGGAGCUCCGACGGUCUGAAACUUUUAGCGUGCAGUAAAGACGGCACGGUCGUGUGUAUGCAGUUCACUAAUAAAGAGAUUGGUACACCGCUUACGCUUGAAGAGAAGAACACCUUCUACGAAAAGAUAUAUGGCAAGUGUUUGAUCAAUGAGCCCGGAGGUGAUUUUACCUCCAACCUACUUGUGGAGUGUCCGGAGAUACUUUUGGCUCGGGAGCGGCAAGACGCUAAGAAAGAACCGCCUAAAGAGGAAAGUACGCCUAAAAGCGAAAAGUCACAGGUAUACACACAGAGCUCUAGGGAAGGUUCGGAACCGUCCCCGCUGCCGCCUUUGCGACCUGUCGACCGGCAGAUAGAGACUCGGACAUCGGAUGGCAAACGUCGCAUCACGCCCGUCUUCAUCCCACUCACAAGCGCUGAUGCCAACGAAUCACUAGGAUCCCAGCCGGCUACAGAGAACUGUUUCAGUACAUCUUCACAAGGCAAGUCGCGUAUUCGUGUAGAGCGACGAGAUGAUAUUAUAAUACACCCCAAUGUUAGUAACCACGCUACCAUCCCUGCGAAGACUGGCGGUGGUCUCGAACCUGGUCAACGCCUGCGCAAGCGUACGGCUGCGUCUCUGCCGGGGCCGCGUGCAGACGAGUUACAUGCUAAGAGGAUGUGUCCCUCGCCCCCACCGGGGGCCCCGUCUACUGCCCCAGCGGGCCCCACCGGGGACCACGCGCCCCCCGCACUGCCUGCCCCCGCGCUCGGCACCGCCGGGCCUGUGGUACGCGCUGCGGGGGCCUUGAGAUUACAGGUCUUGAAUAGGGCCUGCAAUACAUACUACGGAACACUGUCGAGACUCGAACUCAUACCGAACAACUCCGCUUCGAACGACCCCAUCUGGGACACUUAUCUAGGUUCGCCCGUAUCGUGCAUCGCGUGCGACGCGCGCUGGGCGUGCGUGUCGUGUGCGGACGGCGGCCUGCACGCCUGGCGCCUCGCGCCCGCGCCCGUGCGCGCCUUCCCGCACGUCGCCCUACCGGCCCAAGCGGCCAAAAUGUAUUUAUCUGGUGACACCCUGACGGUGGUCACCAUAUCUGCAGAGAUUGCUGUAUGGGACCUAUCGGCUGCCACUUGUCUCAUUCGACCGUUGUCUUUUAGGAAUCUACUCUCACAUGGGGUGACAGUAACAAACUGUUCGUUAUUAGAAGACGGCAACCCUAUGAUCACACUCAGCAAUGGAAAAAGUUAUAUUUAUUGCAAAAAGUUAUGCGCAUGGGUGGUGUGGUCGGACGCCGGCGACCCGCUGCGGCGCGCGGGCGGCGGCGCGGGCGCCCGGUCCCGGUCCCAGUGGGGCGCGGCCCGAAGCUGGCUGGAGGCCCAGCUGGCCGCCUGUCUCCACCUACGUCUCGCCAAUGACUACAGACACUGGCUCCUAGCCCUCUUUGAACACCUGCUGCAGCACGGAACAGAAGAACAGUUAAGAAAUAUUUUGGACGAUAUGCUCGGGCCGAGUCACUGCACGUCAACACCUAGAAAAUGGCAGAACACGAUAUUGGGUAUAAAGAAACAUGAGAUUCUAGAAGAAAUGCUUGCACUACUUGUAAGGCAGCUACAGUGGCAGCGACUGUAUACAGAAUACUCGGACCAGCUGAACAUCGUCAAGGAAUCCAACACAAUUGUCAAUGGACACUAAAAUGUCACAAAAUUUUAAAGAUACAUUUCACAAAUCACUUGCUUUAGCUGUUCUCCGUGGUUCCAGUCGUAUUCAUUAGAGAAAAAACGUACUAAA